AAGGGCAAUUCCAGCCACGUCGACAUUCGAUAACCGAAGCCGAUAAAAAUUCAUUUUUCCAGUUCAUUUUAUUAUUCAGAUGACCAAGAUCACAAGUUCACUUCUAAAUUUACAAAUUAGAACAAGUGCUGUUUUGAUAAAAAAGAGAAAAUUAUACCUGGAAUCGAGCUAAUAAUUAGUUGUGUGAUUUAUGGCAAUCAAUUCAAGUGUUGCUAUUUUUAUUUGACAUGUGUUAAAAAAGUGGCGUCGAUGUAAACUGUUUGACAUGCCAAAAGAUCCAGCAGACCGGCAUGUCAUGUGACAAGUGGUCACCCUUUUUUAGUUAAUUUAGUUAAAUUCUAUCGGUCAUGGGGGUUCUUAAUGUGCUCUAUGUGAUUCUUCAUUUUAUUAUCACAUAUAUUCACAACAUUCAUGUGGCGUUUAGUGAACUCAUUGAUCGUAUCAAACCAGUUGUUAAGGAUCGAACUUACCUCUGGCCAGCAGACUGCCAUGUUUUGCUGAAUGCCACGACUGUGAAAUUAGGUGCAAAUAUAAAAGAUGAACGUCUUCUCCUUCAAACUAUUGGAAGUGACCUGAAACUACUUCAAAAACUUCCCAUUCAUGUUGCUUGCUUGUUUACUGAGAAGGAUGUAAACAUUGAUAGAAUAAUAACUAUUGUUGAGUGGUUUGUUAGUAUGGGUGUCUAUUGCAUCAGUCUCUAUGAUCAUGAAGGUUGUCUGACUAGCUGUCAUGAUGAAAUCAAAAUCAAAUUGAAAGGUGUUGCUGCCAAUUUUCGCAAUGGAUUGAAAUCCAAAUCUGUUGCUGUUCAUAAAGGCUUUGUAACAAAAGAAUUCUACAAUUUGGAUUCUAUCAAUGUUUUCAUCAUGAAUCAAAAUGAUGGCAAACCUCUGUUUGCCCAAGUUACAAGGCAAAUAGUGGGUGAAUUAAAUUAUUGUCAAAUUGAUCAGGGUGUAGUGGAAAACACCAUGAAUCAAUUCUACCCCAAAGACCCAGAGUUGAUGUUACAGUUUGGCAGCUUACUGUCUAACACUACCCUAGGGUACUCCCCAUGGCAUCUUAGACUUACUCAGAUGAUGCGUGUACCCAAUCACAUGAGAAUACGCGUUGACCAUUUAGUUUCAACCAUGCUCGAAUAUGGUUCAUGCCAACAGCGUUACGGGAAAUAAUUAAAUGUUAAUAAAACAAUUUCUGACAACA
Molecule: messenger RNA, 1197 nt
Organism: Daphnia pulicaria
Lineage: Eukaryota; Metazoa; Arthropoda; Branchiopoda; Diplostraca; Daphniidae
Product: dehydrodolichyl diphosphate synthase complex subunit nus1-like
Exons: 5
Coding region: 348-1166 (272 amino acids)
Cellular component (GO): dehydrodolichyl diphosphate synthase complex; endoplasmic reticulum membrane
Molecular function (GO): ditrans,polycis-polyprenyl diphosphate synthase [(2E,6E)-farnesyl diphosphate specific] activity
Source: RefSeq, a predicted model, not a curated record